UGAAGGUUACCUCGUGCAUAGUGCGUAAACGGUGCAGGGAGGAGACGAAUAUUCCGCUGCUCUCACACACUCUAUCAACGGCGCCGUAUGAUGCUAGCCUGAAAUCUUACCUAAGGUUUUCAACAAACCAAAAUAAUAUCAACUUGAGUAGGAUAUUGUAAAACAAUGUUUUUGUGAAGCGCAUUCAUCAGACCAUAUGGCAGUGCCUUUGGUGGAGCAACUUAUUAUUUGCUUCUGAACAACCAGACUCGAUGAACAAUUUGAGAACUUUGAGCAAAAUGUUCAAGCCAAACGGAGGACUUCAGACGCGGUGAAUUUGGAUAUCUUUGGAUUUAAAAGACGGAUCCCUGUAAGAGCAGUGGUUCAAUCAAACUUAUGGCGUGAAGGGCCCGUUCUCGGCCUUCGUCACUCACAGCUAAUGGAUGUCCUCACACAGUAUGCCUACAAUGAGAGUUUCUGGGACAAUGGGAACGGGAGCUUCAAUGACACGGAGAGUGGGCAGAAGCACCCGUACAAUUACUAUGCCAUGCUCCUGACGCUGCUCAUCCUCGUCAUCGUCUUUGGCAAUGUGUUGGUGUGCAUGGCCGUGUCCAAGGAGAAGGCCCUCCAGUCCACCACCAAUUACCUGAUCGUCAGCCUGGCCGUGGCUGACCUGCUGGUUGCCACCUUGGUUAUGCCCUGGGUGGUCUAUCUGGAGGUGGUGGGAGAGUGGAGGUUUAGUAAAAUCCACUGUGACAUCUUUGUCACCCUAGAUGUCAUGAUGUGCACUGCAAGCAUCCUCAAUCUCUGUGCCAUCAGCAUUGAUCGAUACACAGCAGUCGCCAUGCCCAUGCUGUACAACACGCGCUACAGCUCCAGACGACGAGUCACUGUUAUGAUCUCGGUGGUGUGGGUUCUGUCCUUUGCGAUAUCAUGCCCCCUGUUGUUUGGCCUAAAUAACACAGCGACUCGCGACGAGUCCCUGUGCAUCAUCGCCAACCCGGCCUUUGUGGUGUACUCCUCCAUUGUGUCCUUCUACAUUCCCUUCAUCAUCACUCUGCUGGUCUACGUGCAAAUUUAUGUGGUGCUUCGCAAGCGGCGAAAACGGGUGAACACAAAGCGCUCGUGUCAAGGGACAGGCGACCACGACACAGGCGUUACGUUAAAGGAGAAGUGCAGUCACCCAGGAGAUGUGAGGCUGUGCACUGUGAUUGUGAAACCUAACGGGAGCUUCCCUGUCAACAAGAAAAAAGUGAUCUUCAUCAAAGAGGUGGCCCGCGAAGGGGACGACAUGGAGUUGGACGAGGUGACCAAUUGCAACCCUCAGAAACAGAAGAAUGUGGACAAUGCCACCGCCACGCCUGUCAGCCACCAGCUCCUCCCGCCAACCAAGGCCAACGCCAGCCCCACCUCCGUGUCCCCCUCCCCGCCUGAGAGCUCCCUCAAAGUGGAAAAGAACAGCGACUCGAAGGAUAUACUGGCGGUGGUGCCCAAAGUGGCCAAAGUGUUUCAGACCGAGGCCUUACCCAACGGCAAAACCCAGACGUCUAUCAAGCAGCAACCCGCUCUCAUGAGUAAGAGGAAGAUCUCCCAACAGAAGGAAAAGAAAGCCACUCAAAUGCUAGCCAUAGUCCUUGGUGUAUUUAUCAUAUGCUGGCUACCUUUUUUCAUUACUCAUAUAUUGAACACCCACUGCACCACGUGCAAGGUUCCUGCGGAGAUGUAUAACGCGUUCACGUGGCUGGGGUAUGUGAACAGUGCGGUGAACCCCAUCAUAUACACCACUUUCAAUAUAGAGUUCAGAAAAGCUUUCAUCAAGAUCCUGCAUUGCUAAGGUUGAUGUUUGAGCAGGGAGCUGAAA
This is a messenger RNA of Salvelinus sp. IW2-2015, 1840 nucleotides long. Its product is annotated as D(2)-like dopamine receptor. Gene Ontology annotation, molecular function: G protein-coupled receptor activity; dopamine neurotransmitter receptor activity, coupled via Gi/Go. Gene Ontology annotation, cellular component: presynaptic membrane; glutamatergic synapse; plasma membrane. Lineage: Eukaryota; Metazoa; Chordata; Actinopteri; Salmoniformes; Salmonidae. Gene Ontology annotation, biological process: negative regulation of adenylate cyclase activity; adenylate cyclase-inhibiting dopamine receptor signaling pathway; regulation of dopamine secretion. The record is from RefSeq and is a predicted model, not a curated record.